AUGUCACCCCACAGGAAUGGAAACCUCUCAGUGAUGAUUUUGCAAGACUUUGUGUUGGAUGGAUUUGAUUGUGGUCUGCAGACCCAGUUCCUGCUCUUUGUUUUGUUCCUGGCCCUGUACGUGGUGGCCAUCCUGGGGAACAUCACCCUGAUCAUGGUCAUCACCCUGGAUGCCCGUCUGCACUCCCCAAUGUACUUCUUCCUCAAGAACCUCUCCCUCCUGGACUUGUGCUACUUAUCUGACAUCUACCCCAAGGCCCUUGCCGAUUUCCUGUCCUCCUCCAAGGUCAUCACCUUUGCAGGCUGUGCUACCCAGUUCUUCUUCUUCUCCCUGCUGGUCACCACUGAGGGAUUCCUCUUGGCUGUGAUGGCCUAUGACCGUUUCAUGGCUGUCUGCAGCCCCCUGCACUACCCCACCACCAUGUGCCCCUCUACAUGUAUCCGACUGGUGCUGGGCUCCUACUGUGCAGGCUGCUUCAACUCCAUCGUGCAGACUAGCUUCACAUUCAGCCUCCCGUUCUGCAGCUCCAACCACAUCGACCACUUCUUCUGUGAUGUGCCCCCUUUGCUCAAGCUUGCCUGCGCUGACACAUCCAUCAAUAACCUAAUCAUGUUUGGCAUCUCUGGCCUCAUCAUCAUAGGCACCACACUUGUGGUCCUCAACUCCUAUGGCUACAUCACAGUGACCAUCCUGAGGAUGCGCUCAGGAGCAAGGGGACACAAACUCCUCUCCACCUGUGGAUCCCACAUGACAGCUGUGUCCCUCUUUUAUGGGACCCUUUUUGUCAUGUAUGCGCAGCCAAGGGCUAUGGAGUCCAUGGAGCAGGGCAAGGUGGUCUCUGUCUUCUACACCUUGGUCAUUCCGAUGCUCAACCCCCUCAUCUACAGUCUGAGAAACAAGGAUGUGAAGGAUGCCCUGUGGAGACUGGGCCAGAAGCACACAGCCACGUGA
This is a messenger RNA of Hippopotamus amphibius kiboko, 951 nucleotides long. RefSeq names its product olfactory receptor 12-like. Gene Ontology annotation, biological process: G protein-coupled receptor signaling pathway; sensory perception of smell. NCBI's taxonomy places the organism in Eukaryota, Metazoa, Chordata, Mammalia, Artiodactyla, Hippopotamidae. The record is from RefSeq and is a predicted model, not a curated record. Gene Ontology annotation, molecular function: olfactory receptor activity; odorant binding; G protein-coupled receptor activity. The transcript has a single exon. The coding region runs from base 1 to 951 and encodes 316 amino acids. Gene Ontology annotation, cellular component: membrane.